Molecule: messenger RNA, 1241 nt
Organism: Trachemys scripta elegans
Lineage: Eukaryota; Metazoa; Chordata; Testudines; Emydidae
Gene: SPATA25
Product: spermatogenesis associated 25
Exons: 2
Coding region: 309-1241 (310 amino acids)
Biological process (GO): spermatogenesis
Source: RefSeq, a predicted model, not a curated record
AAUUCAGUGACGAUAAACUUGCCCUAACCAAAGGGGUUGGGGGAGGUUCAUUUCCCAUCAGCAUCCUGCACAAGAAGUUUCCGAAGGGACAAUCCAGGUAAAUGUGGAGCCCUGGCUGCUUCUUCCAGGCACAGAGGGACUCAGAGCUAUUAGAAACGGAAUAGAUGAAGCAGAGGGAUAGUUCCCUGCUUUGUAGGAUCUCAGUGGGGGAUGACAGAGUUAGAAUUGUGGCAUAAGCAGGCAGGGAGGUCAGCGACUUGCUGGUUCCAGUGUGAGGUAAGGUCAGGGCCUGUGAUGCUGGUUCUAGAAUGGGGAGAGGUCAGUGCUGGUACAUUAUGGGGAGAAGAGGCACCAGCCUGAUUCCUACACUGGCAAUGUCUUAUUUUGGGAAGGAAAAAGCUUCUUCAGGUUUUUUAACUUCUAUCCAAGAUGCCAGCAGACAGCUCCAAGUGGCAAAGAGCAAUCUACUAAGUGUUUAUCAGUGUGGGGAGACAUCUCUUCCUGCUGGGGUUUUGGUUCCAGGAGUGCUCAGAAGGAAAACACAGGAAAUUGCAGCUCCUUCACAUGUAGAAGCAACCCUUGUGUAUCAGGAGAAGACACUAAAGCAGCCUUGUAGUGGUGCCCAGCAGAGUCCAAGGUUCCCUCUCAGUAGCAGAUCAGGGUACAGGGACAUAAGGUGGGAGCCUUAUAGUGGACACUAUUGUGGAAGGUAUUCUAGAAAGUUUCCCCAGCAUAAACAGGAUGAGAUCUCUAUAUGGGAUUAUCCAUCUGAAUGGGUCAGAGACAAGCAGCCAUGUGGCCCCUCUGGCAUGUAUCCAAGUGCCUCUGUGAAAGGAUAUCCUCCAACCCAGCAAAGGAAUGGGCAGCACGUUGGUGAGCUGGGCAGCCCAGGGGGAGACUUCCCACUGGCUACCUGUGGAUUUCCUCCCAGAGGUGCUUUUCUUAUGCCCAUAAAACUCAGUAAGAACAGAGGUCGACAGUCAGUGCAGAACCCUCCUCCAGACAUUUGCAUCCUCACUCUUGCCAUGAUGAUAGCUGGCAUCCCCACAGUGCCUGUGCCAGGGAUUAAAGAGGAGGAUCUGAUCAGAGCUGCACAGAACUUCAUGGCAGAGAAUCCAGAGCAAGGUGUACAGGGGGAGAUAACUCCAAAAAGGACAGGGGAUGCACAGUUCUGGAAGACAGACAGACAGAGGAAGAGACCAGUAGACAGAGGCUUCCAGCCCCCUUCCAUAGCACACUGA